AUGUCGACAUUCAGCGGGUCAGCUGUCGGCAGCUGGAGUGGAAGAGGUGCGCGUGCUGCUGCAGAAGUGGCGGGCCAGGGGCCAGGGGGGAGGGCGCAGCGCCAGCCCGUGCCGCCCUUCGCCUCCAGAUCAGAGACACCUCCCGCGGGAAAUGCGGAGCCACGCAGCGCCGGGCGGGGAAGGUCGGCCGAGCCACCGCUGCCGCGCCCUCCUGCGUCUGUACAGGCGAAGGAAGUGGACGCCGCAGUGAAGGAGCCAGUACGGGUUGCGAGGGAACGCCUGAAGCCGACACCGGUGCAGAAACUCGACCCGCUCGUCGGCAUUGCGCCGGGACGCGGCGCCACGUGUGGCAGGCUGCGGCGACCCGGCAGCGCGCUGCCAGAGGUGCCGACCGCCGUGGCUGGUGGCCAGCCAGGCGGAGAGGAGCCAGCCAGCCAGGCUGCGGGACCGGCGUACGAGCUGCGGCCUCCUCCUCCUCCUCCUCCUCCUCUCUUCCCAGCUGAAUCCAGUGUGACAGAGUGCAACCUCCAGGCGGAUCUUCCACAAUAA
Messenger RNA from Schistocerca cancellata (South American locust), 549 nucleotides. Its product is annotated as atherin-like. The transcript is spliced from 2 exons. NCBI's taxonomy places the organism in Eukaryota, Metazoa, Arthropoda, Insecta, Orthoptera, Acrididae. The coding region runs from base 1 to 549 and encodes 182 amino acids. The record is from RefSeq and is a predicted model, not a curated record.